GAAUAUCCACCACCACCAAGAGAAAAAUCCACUAGUACACCAAAGCGUUGACAUUUCAGUUGUUAUUCUGGAUUUUCCCGUUUCUACUGUCUUACCAUUACGAACGUGUAGGGCAGGUUCCACAAGAAAGAAAGAAAAGAAAACCAUAUAAAGCAGCACCAACACUCUUGUACAUCACGCUUCAAUUGUUUGUGCCUUGCAGAACUCCAAAUAUUGUCCAGUUUGACCGGGUUUUCCUCAGGUUUGUGACUUUGUUCUCCCAAUACAGGGGUCAUGCAGGGAACUGUAACAUGCGGGUCAUGGAUCCGGAGACCUGAGAACUUGAAUCUUGUUGUGCUUGGCAAGUCAUCGAAGAAGAGAGAGUCUGCUUCUCGGUCUGUGCUUGAGAUCUUCUCUUUUGAUCCCCAAACAGCUUCUCUCUCAAACUCUCCUCAGGUAACUUAUGUGUUUGAAGAGACAGAAGGUGAACCAGUGACAAUUGCAGUGCAUCCAAAUGGAGAUGAUUUUGUGUGUUCUACAAGUAAAGGUGGAUGCAAAUUACUUGAGUUGUCUGGUCAAGAAACAAAUUUAAAGUUGUUAGCCAAAGAACUACCUCCUCUCCAAGAUGUUGGUCCACAGAAUUGCAUGGCUUUUAGUGUUGAUGGGUCUAAAUUUGCCACUGGUGGGGUGGAUGGGCGUGUAAGAAUUUUGAAGUGGCCGAGUUUGCGCAUCAUUUUGGACGAAGCAAAAGCACACAAUUCUGUCAGGGAUAUGGAUUUUAGCCUGGAUUCAGAGUUCCUAGCUUCAACAUCUACUGAUGGGUCAGCAAGAAUAUGGAAAGCAGAAGAUGGUUCAGCUGUGGCUACUUUGACUCGCAACUCAGAUGAAAAGAUUGAAUUGUGCCGAUUCUCCAAGGAUGGGACGAAACCAUUUUUAUUUUGUGCUGUGCAGAAAGGUGACAAAGCUGUCACUUCAGUUUAUGAUAUAAGUACAUGGAAAAAGAUUGGGUAUAAGAGGCUACUUAGAAAGCCUGCUGCCAUUAUGUCUAUCAGCCUGGACGGGAAAUAUCUUGCUCUAGGAAGCAAAGAUGGAGAUGUCUGUGUAGCAGAAGUAAAGACAAUGGAGGUUUCCCACUUGAGUAGGAGGCUGCACCUGGGUACAUGCAUUACAUCUCUGGAGUUCUGUCCCAGUCAAAGGGUUGUGCUUACUACUUCCAAUGAAUGGGGAGCAGUGGUAACUAAGUUGAAUGUUCCUGCAGAUUGGAAAGAGUGGCAGAUUUAUUUGGUUCUCGUAGGACUGUUCCUGGCGUCUGCUGUUGCAUUUUACAUUUUCUUUCAAAACUCUGAUUCAUUUUGGAAAUUUCCACUUGGAAGAGAUCAGCCUGGAAGGCCGAAGUUUGAAAUUUUGGAUCCACAGUACUCUGAAGAUGCAUUUGGGCCUCUAGAUAUGUGAAAUUUUUUUAGCACGAUGACCAGAAGGCAAAAUAAGCACUGCCAUUCUCAAGGUGUUUAAGAUUCUUCAUUUGAUCCAUUGUAACAUCCAGUUUGAGUAUUUUUUAAGAAAAAGUAGCAGAGUAGGUUGCUUCUCUGUUUUCUUUUUGUUUCUUUUUUCUUCUCCCCUUGUUACUUGAAUAAUGUAAACUCACAGAAAUUGCAACAGGAAAAAGAAAACUGAGUCUUGACUGGAAAAAGAAAA
Populus trichocarpa (black cottonwood) is the source of this 1674-nucleotide messenger RNA. Its product is annotated as SEC12-like protein 1. The transcript is spliced from 10 exons. The record is from RefSeq and is a predicted model, not a curated record. Gene Ontology annotation, biological process: protein secretion. NCBI's taxonomy places the organism in Eukaryota, Viridiplantae, Streptophyta, Magnoliopsida, Malpighiales, Salicaceae. Gene Ontology annotation, cellular component: endoplasmic reticulum membrane. Bases 274 to 1431 code for a protein of 385 amino acids. Gene Ontology annotation, molecular function: protein binding; GTPase activator activity; guanyl-nucleotide exchange factor activity.